GUGAUUGGGGAGAGAGAUUUCCUCUCACCUCGCUGUAAUUGUUGCUUCUCAGAUAUAAACGGUGUCAGAGUUUCAGCUUCUCACAGUUUGGUCAGAUACUUCAAGUUCAGGACUGCUCAGCCGCAUAAGGAAACAUAAAUGGAGAAGAUGAUCUGCAGGAUCCUGCUGCUCAUCAUCCUCACAUCACAUGUCUGUGCAUCAACAAUUGUGAAGGUGACACAGAACUUCUAUCAGACAGAGGAGAACUACAACAUCACCCUGGAGUGGACCUUCACCCCCAAACAUGAACCCUCCUCUGGCUUCCUUGAUAUCUACUGUCACUUCAGAAAACAUCUGAAGAUCUUAGUUGUCUUUAAAAUGUCUGAUGGUGUUAAGAACUUGAAGCAUCAAGACGAACAGUUUGCAGGACGAGUCCAGAGCGACAGAGAUGCUCUGAGAGAGGGACGACUAAGACUCCUCAUCUCCAGACUCACGACUGAGGACUCAGGAUGGUACUGGUGUGAAGCGUUCACAAAGUCUGGAUGGGACUCUGCCAGCUGUCAACUCCACGUCUCUGCGACCAGAUCCUACGAUGGAGCAGGAAAUGGAGGAUUUAUUACAUUAGGAGUUGUUGCAGCAGCUGCACUUCUGAUUUAUUGUGUUACAGUUUUAGUGAAGAAAAGGAGAAGAAUAUGUGCUGUUGUGUCUCAGAGAAUCAACCAUCAAGGAGUCGUAUGCAGGUUUCUGAUGAAUCACAACUCGAUUACUUGAGUCACUAAACUGAGCGACUGCAGGACUCCUCCUUCAACCUCUGAUUGGAGGACAAGAAAACUAACAUAACAUAACAUAACAUAACAUAACAUAACAUAACAUAACAUAACAUAACAUAACAUAACAUAACAUAACAUAAGAUCCAGAGUUAAAUAAUUAUUUGAUCAAUAACUACAACUGAUCAUUUGUAGGGUUAUUGAUCAAAUAAAACCUGUGACAGAUGUUACCUGCACAUCUGGACAAACCUCGGAUCUCCACAGCUCUGACUUCACUAAAGUAUUUAGUGACAUUAUUAUCAUGAUAUUUACUGAUUAACUUGGACGUUUAUAAGCUUCCUGUUAGUCAUCACAACCACCACUGUCAUCAUCAUCAUCAUCAUCAUCAUCAUCAUCAUCACCAUCAUCAUCAUCAUCAUCACCAUCAUCAUCACCAUCAUCACCAUCAUCAUCAUCAUCACCACCAUCAUCACCAUCAUCAUCAUCACCAUCAUCAUCAUCAUCAUCAUCAUCAUCAUCAUCAUCAUCAUCAUCAUCAUCAUCAUCAUCACCAUCACCAUCACCAUCACCAUCUAGGUUGAAGUAAAAUCUAAACCUAAAUGCGAUAAUAAAACGUUCAAAUGCCUCACCCUUAGUCUUAAACUCCCGAGCUGGAAAUCAGAGAAGCCAGUUUUGUUACAGUUUUUUUCUGAAUGCUUAAGUACAUUUUUUUGCAACAUUGGCUAUUUUUGCUAAACUCUACACACAAAUGAGAAAACCUUUCACCAAAUUAUUAAAACGUUAUAGUUCUCUUGCAAAAUCAAACACAGCUUGAUUAACUUUUCACACCUUAGUAAAAAUGGUGUUUUCAUAUCAGACAGUAAACACAUGCCAUCAUUUACUAAGCACAUAAUGUGCCAACUACACACUAAUGGUAUGAAUACAAAACACAUCUGGCUUUUGCUUUUUCUGUGCACAAGGUAGGCUAGGUCAGUUUGAGGUCAUACUUUUGUCAUAGUUCUGUAAACACACAGGGAUCCAAACUUCAAGUAUUGGUGUUUAUUCACACUCGUCAAAACAAAGACACAGCACAGAACACAAAAUAAUAAAUUCACAAAAAAAAGACAAUCAGCCUACAUCAUGCCGUCUCUCUGGGUCCGGCCA
Cololabis saira (Pacific saury) is the source of this 1889-nucleotide messenger RNA. RefSeq lists its product as uncharacterized. The transcript is spliced from 4 exons. The coding region runs from base 139 to 750 and encodes 203 amino acids. Gene Ontology annotation, cellular component: external side of plasma membrane. Gene Ontology annotation, biological process: cell surface receptor signaling pathway; cellular response to lipopolysaccharide; negative regulation of T cell proliferation. The record is from RefSeq and is a predicted model, not a curated record. NCBI's taxonomy places the organism in Eukaryota, Metazoa, Chordata, Actinopteri, Beloniformes, Belonidae.